Molecule: messenger RNA, 683 nt
Organism: Carassius auratus (goldfish)
Lineage: Eukaryota; Metazoa; Chordata; Actinopteri; Cypriniformes; Cyprinidae
Gene: saa
Product: serum amyloid A
Exons: 4
Coding region: 87-458 (123 amino acids)
Cellular component (GO): extracellular region
Source: RefSeq, a predicted model, not a curated record
GAAAUCCGUGUCCAGCCCAGUCCGAGCCUUAUAAAAUGUGAAGACCUGAUGUGUCUGAACUGAGAGAACCUGAGAGCUCUGUAAUCAUGAAGCUUAUUCUUGCUGUGCUGGUGCUGGCGCUGGUGUUGGUGGUCGGGACCCAGGCUCAAUGGCACCGCUACCCAGGACAAGCCAUUGGAGGAGCAAAGGACAUGUAUCGUGCUUACCAAGAUAUGAGGAAGGCCAACUGGAGGGGCGCAGACAAGUAUUUCCAUGCACGUGGGAACUAUGAUGCUGCAAGAAGGGGCCCUGGAGGCAAAUGGGCAGCCAGAGUAAUCAGUGAUGGAAGAGAGGCUCUGCAGGGACUCUCUCGCCGCGGUAAUUCAGAUGCUGCAGCAGACCAGGCCGCCAACCGCUGGGGACGUAAUGGUGGUAACCCCAACCGCUACAGACCCAAGGGCCUUCCCAGAAAGUACUGAAAAGAAGAGCAUUAGUGCAACAGAAAAUGAGUGAAAUCAUUUAGCUCUAAAACUGCUUGAUUCAAUUUUGCAUAAAACCAUUUCACUCUUUUUUUUAAUCUUGACAGUUAUCUUUCAUUAAAUCUACAUUUAUCACCCCAAAAAAAUGCAAGCUUUACGUUUUAGCACCAUUUAGUCUAUGUAACACACACUCUGGUCUGAAUAAAGGAAGCAAGCUCAUUUGUA